CAUCAUCGCUCAACCCGACUCGGCAGCUUUCCGCCGACAUCCAUCUAUCAUCUAUCCCGCGGUGCAGACGGGAACCUGGCCGACCUCCACGCCAAGGCCCUCCACUCACUCUUACAUACACGCGAAAUCGACGACUCCCCUCCCUCGCGUAACCCGACACAAGCGGCUCCGACCCCCAAUGACGCCGCGACGCCAAUGACCGACUCGAGCUUCCUACAGGCGCAGCAGCGCGUCGCCGCCCGCCGGCAGGCCCGCGAGGCCCAAGCCGCCGCCCGGCUGGCCGCCCAGCGCGAGUCGUCGCGCGCCGCCCAGCAGCUGCAGCGGCUGCCCUUCCCGCUGAACCGGCUCGCCGACGUGGUCGGCGCCGCGUCGUCGCGUGAGGGCACCCGGCCGGCGUUCCGCGUGGCCCAGGUCGACGCCGAGCUUCUUGAUGAAGAGCUCGUCGACCUGCUGCGCGGCCAGGUCGGCGAUGCGCUGCGCUACUUCGCAGGCGGCCACCUGCACGACGACUGGUCCGCCGAGAUCAUGCUGGCGCUGCGGGCCGUGCUUUUCAAGCUCACCGUCUGGGAUCACGAUGCCACCUAUGGCGCUGCGCUGCAGAACCUCAGGUAUACGGAUGCGCGGCGCGUGGGGCCCGUCCUCGUUCCGCCGUCGCGCGCUCAGAAAUCCCUUUACGGCCUCAUCACCGUCUUCGGCAAGUACGCGUGGACGCGGUGGGAGGACUGGCUGCUGGAGCAGGACGACGGCCACAGCCAACCGAGCGCGCGAGUGCGCCUCCUCUCGCGGUGGACGUCGCGGCUUUCGACGGUGCACUCGGCGGCCGCCUUGGCCUCUUUCCUCAUCUUCCUCCUGCGCGGCCGUUACCGCACACUACUGGACCGGAUUCUGCGGAUGCGGCUGGCCGCGCCGACGAGUCAGGUCAGUCGCGAGGUAUCGUUUGAGUACCUCAACCGGCAGCUUGUAUGGCACGCCUUCACCGAGUUCCUGCUCUUCGUGCUGCCACUCAUCGGCAUCAACCGCUGGCGGCGAUGGCUCAGCCGCACCUGGCGCAAGACUAAGGAGAUUAUCCACACGGGGCCAGCAUCCGGAGACGGCGGCGGCGGCGUGUCGGCGCGUGGCGAGUAUGCGUUCCUGCCGGAGCGGACGUGCGCCAUCUGCUACCAGGACCAGAACGACGCGGCGACGACGGAGACGGAGGUGCUGGCGGCGGCGUCCUCGUCGGGCGGCGUCAUCGGCAGCGCACAGACGGACGUCACGAAUCCGUACGAGACGAUACCGUGCGGCUGCGUGUACUGCUUCGUGUGCCUCGCGACGCGGCUAGAGCGCGAGGAAGGCGAGGGCUGGACGUGCCUGCGGUGCGGCGAGCACGUCAAGGAGUGCCGGCCCUGGAGCGGCGACGUGCUGGAGCCGGUGGCGGAGCGGCGCAGGACGAGCGGCGCGGCCAAGGUGGUGGCCUUUUCCGACGACGUCACGGGCGGGCUGACGGAGCAGGACGAGGACGAGGAAGAGGAGGGUUUUGACGCGCUGGAGGAGUCUUUGGAGGCGGGAGGGUCAGAGGAAGAGGAGCAAUGAGGGGGGGGGUUACGGGGUUGUGAUGGUUGUGGUUGAGACGAUGAUGAUAUGAUUCCCCAAGAGAGAGGCCGGCGACAAGGAUGCCGGACAGAUAGAGAGAUGUAUUAUAGAUGGUCCUUGUACCAGCGCCGGCGGAGCACUGGCGAGGCUGUGGGUGACAAUGUACAACAUCUGGG
Messenger RNA from Purpureocillium takamizusanense, 1748 nucleotides. RefSeq names its product peroxisome assembly protein (Peroxin-2) (gene PEX2). NCBI's taxonomy places the organism in Eukaryota, Fungi, Ascomycota, Sordariomycetes, Hypocreales, Ophiocordycipitaceae. Gene Ontology annotation, cellular component: peroxisomal membrane. The record is from RefSeq and is a predicted model, not a curated record. Gene Ontology annotation, molecular function: zinc ion binding. Bases 196 to 1572 code for a protein of 458 amino acids. Gene Ontology annotation, biological process: protein import into peroxisome matrix. The transcript has a single exon.